AUGUUCUUCAACCUCUACAUUCGAGGUGGCGUCAGAACUGUCAACUGGGACUGCGGCAACAAGUCCGAAGUCAUUGAGGAAGAUGACAAUGACGAGCUGGCUCGAAGAGCCCGCAUCGGGGCUGUGCGUCUCUGCUUGGCCUUUGCGGUGAUGCUGAAGACGCACACUCGACUGCAGCACUCAGGCUACUGCUUCGGGCGCAUCUCUAGGAGGACAAAGUGG
This is a messenger RNA of Symbiodinium pilosum, 222 nucleotides long. NCBI's taxonomy places the organism in Eukaryota, Dinophyceae, Suessiales, Symbiodiniaceae. The record is from the annotation of a GenBank genome assembly.